CCCUCGCUGAACGUUGUUGUGAAGGAGGAUGAAACAUAUUUUACCGGCACGGUGGCUCAGAGUACAGAUGCAUCAGAGGAAAAUGGGCUACAGGGGACUGCAUGUGGCAGAUCCGUGGGCCAUGAGGAACGAGGGCACCGUGUGGUAGGGGUGGCAACGAGAUGCCCUUUGCAUUCGAUAGGGUACCGCAUCGUUGGCAAUAACCUGAAUGCAUGGGUGGGACUGGGCGCAAAGGUUGUCCACGAUGGCAAGAACAGCCAGUAAACUAUGCCUUUCUAGAACAGACGAAACUUUAUCGUGCCGGAUCUUUCAUGGUGUUCUAGACAUGGAUGCGGGACAUUGAGCUUCAUCGUGGGGCAGUACAUGGGCGUUGCCUUUCGGGGACUCAAAGGGAAAGCUGUACCAGUGGUGAGCGUGUGGGGCCACUGCGAGAUACGGAUGCGCUACUGAAUUGGACUUGACCCUGAACCACUGCCUUUGAUGGACUUGUGUCGGCGAGCUGUAGGCUGCUCUGGGCAGAAAGACUGAAUGAGAUCCCACACUGCACUGCCAGCUUCCCUCAAGAGUUACCUGCUCUACCAUGACCUUUGUUCAAGGACAGAGUUGGACAAGGCAAAAGAGUGGAGCUGACCAGUGAGCAAUGGGUUUCUCCACCCCAGUGUCAUCGCUACUGUCGGAACUCCUUGGCCAAAGUGUUCUUGCCACUGCUUAGUCUCCAUGUGUCCUUCUUGGCAAGUUUUCAAGUAAGCCUUGUUUCACCACUUGAGUGUUUUGUUCUUGGAAGUCACUUCCCCAGUGCACAUACAAAAGGAACAUUUACAGAAGCUCUCUGCUUCCCUGCUUCUCCUGAGAAAGGUGGGCAUUGCCUCCCUGGGGUUGUAGAGGAGUGAAUGAUUUUUCUGUAGUGGUUAAGGGAGGAAUAAUUUGGGGAAGGGAAGGCACCAGGAGUAGAAAUGUUAAGACCAGGUGCUAAGAAUGGAAAGGCACAGGGUGGUCAACAGAGUUGAGAAGGAUCUGGAAUACCAGGAAGAAUGAAUUGCUGAAUUUUUAAAACAAAAGAAAAAAAAACCCUACCCAACCCUGAAAUACCAAACAAGAACCCUUCCAUUAGGAUGCUUCUUAUUUGCAGAAGGUGGCUAUGUGCUGGUGUCUGUAGCUCUGCCAGGACUUCUCACCAUGUUCUAAUGUUAUUUCAUAGACAUUGAACCCUGCUUUCUUGUUUAUCACCAUCGCUUUCUCAGUUCUCCUGCUUCUCUCUGGUCAGCCCCUUAGUGGGUUUGACUUGGUUGAUUGAGCAGUUAUACUGUGUCUUCACCCUCCUUUUUUUACUUAAAACUGCAGAUUUUAGUCUGGAAUCAGGGGUUCCUUACUUAUGUGGGGACAGGGAAGGGACAAAUUUCUGCAACAGGGUGAGGCAGGUUUAGUGGGCUGAUAACUCCUGCCAUCUUACAUCUGCUUUCUGUGUAGCCAGUUCAUGUUAAGGCUUUUGAGAAACAAACUAAUGUGUUUCUCUAAGGGAUCUGCCAGGGAAUUCUCUUUUUAGAUACGCUGCUUCAAGUCAUCUAAACCAGGCUUUGUUCUGUAAUAGACCUCUGCACAAUCUCCACUUAUCUAUGCAGCAGGAAUAGUUCUCUCUGUUUCUUGCCUGAGGGUGGGAAGUUGUCCCAGAGAAGAUGUUAGCAGUGUGGCUGCAGAAAUACCAUCAGCAGAUGGGAAACCCAUCUCAUUUCUGAAAUCUGCAGAAUGGUACUUGUGAGACUUGAACAGAGCCAGUGGUGUGGUCUUUCAGGCCCAGCAAGAAGAAACUCGGAGGGGGGGGAGGGAGGGGGGAGAACUGCAGGAGGGAACUGCAAUAAACAGGACAAGCAAUUCAGGCAAAAUCAGCUCAUCCCAAAUAGAUUCUCACCUCAGUAGCCAAGCAAAGAGGAUGACACUCCUUAACUAGCAGGAGCUGCUCUCUUGACCUCUCCACAGGUUACUAUGCUGCCUUUCUGGGGUUAUUUUGCACAUUUCUUUGUCUUGAAAAAUGUUUGUGUGGUUGGUUUUUUUUUGCUCUUGAGUUAUUCCUUCAGUUCUGUGUAGGUACAAAUGAAUUUAGUUAUUGAAAAUGUUAAUAUAUAUUAUUUGUGGUGUAUGUAUAUGAACGUUUUAAACAGCUGCUGUAGGGUACCUUUUUAAAAAUAAACUACUUGCAUAGUAUAUUUUUUAAAGCACAGAAUUGGUGCCAAGACUGGGUGGGGUGUAAAGUGCCCCUUUUUAAUCUAAUAUUAUGAUUAUUUUUUUUUUUAAAUGCUAGGGAUUUGUACUAGUUUCUGUUACUGGGUGGGACACAAGAAAAUUCAGUGUGUGUGGAGCCCUACUUGGUUGCCUUCAACUUGAACCAGUGUCUUCCAAAAUUCCAGGGAAGCAGCUGUGUUCUCCCUACUUCUAAUGUUCAUUGUGCUCCCUUAUUUCAUCUCUUCUCACUUCCCCAGUACAUUGCUUUGUACAGUUUUAAAUUUGACUUUCUAUUUUAUGACUGUAGGUAAUACUCAGUAACCUAAUAAACUUUAUUAAAUAUUACUUGAUGCUGCUUUU
Molecule: messenger RNA, 2577 nt
Organism: Calypte anna (Anna's hummingbird)
Lineage: Eukaryota; Metazoa; Chordata; Aves; Apodiformes; Trochilidae
Gene: SPSB1
Product: splA/ryanodine receptor domain and SOCS box containing 1
Biological process (GO): proteasome-mediated ubiquitin-dependent protein catabolic process
Cellular component (GO): SCF ubiquitin ligase complex
Source: RefSeq, a predicted model, not a curated record